AUGCCACCUCCGUCUGAGCCAGAGCCGCCACAGAAUUUUUCCGAGGAUCUCAUCAAGCGCAUUGAUGGGGUCGUGACCGAGAUGGAACGGGAGCUCUCAGACGAUCUUGCAGCGUGCGUCAAGUCUCCGCUGAACGAGCUCAAAACCGCUGCCGCUGCCUCCAGCAUUGCGUCGGCAGCAGUCGAGCUUGCGUUGUCUUGCAAUGUUGGCACAGUUGCACUGAUCCUUACAGUGAAGCUUUGGACCACGGAAGACGCCGAUGGGACUGGCGACAACGAGAGUACACUUGACUGGAUUGACAAACAGAUCCGGGCUAUCGAGCAGCGCCGCGAGGCUUGCGAGCUGAGGCAGACCCAUCUGUCCGAUCUGCGGCGCCUAGUUGCAGAUGGUGAGCGCGGCCAGCUAUCAGGCCGCCGCCUAAUUCGUGACGAAGGGCUCUAUGCUGCGCCGCCGGAGGAUUUCGAUGAGGCCGGGAACAGCCCCGCCCGGCGGCUCUCGAUCCUCGAGGCAUGCCCGCACAUGUUCGAAGCAGACGGGGAGACGUUCCCGGUGCUUAAGACGGCCACGGCGGCCGAAGCUGAGGAGCCUUCCUUCAACUUGCCAUUGGCUGCCGCUGGGAGGGCUUGUGGGCUGUUGGACCAGGCGCUUGGCUUUGCAGCUCACCUAAAGCCUUUGGCCAGCCACCGGUUCUUUGCCAGCGGUUGGGGGGACCUUCAGCAACUUCAGGAUGCCCGCGCUUUUAUGGACGACUUUGUGCUAGAAUAUUCACACGGAGUUGCGGCACCCUCCGUGUCCUUGGGACCAGAGUCUCCUCUUUUCGGGGGCUCGGGUUUUCGCUGCCGUGGAGAGUUUCCGAGCCCCCUGGCAUCCUAUCUGCCGGAGGAGUGCAGACUUUGUGACUUUGAGCUCCUCCUGCCGAAGGAUCGAGAACCCUGGGCAUGUGUGGUACAGUUUCCAGGCACUGCAGACCAGUCCUACUUCUUCCGUAAGGUGAUGCUCGGCCUGCCGCUCUUGCGAGAGGGAGUCGCCUCGGUGCUGAUAACGCCACCAUUCUACGGCGCGCGUCGCCCAAAGCAUCAGACGCUGCACUACAUAAGCACCGUCGCAGAGUUCUCCCAUCAGAGCGCGGGCCUUCUCCUGGAAGCCAUGCAGAUUCUGGACUGGCUUCGUGAAAAGUUCCCGAAUGCCUGCUUGGGAAGCACGGGCAUCUCCUGGGGCGGGGCAAUGGCCUCGUGCCUUGGGUUCUUGGGGAAGAAGCAUGAUUUGGCGGUGGUGCCCUGCCUUCCCUCCGCCGACCCCGAGGUCUUGAUCAGUGGGGCCUUGCGUGGUGAGGUGGCUUUGGACCGUUUGGCAGAGGAGAGCCAUGGCCUCGAUGCACAGGAAUCCGAGAGCCUCCUGCGUGGCUUGCUGUGUGCCAUGAGUACCAGGGAGCUGAACGAAAUGGUGAUCCCUGGGCCCGUCGGUCGAAAGGUCGUGCUGCAGGUCAGCGCUUUCUAUGAUACAUUCGUGGACAAAGGAUCGAGCCAGGUGAACUUCCGCCUGCUGCGUGACCUCGACUCCAGGGCUCAGUUGCGCUGGGUUGCUGGCGGCCAUGCCUCUUCCCACGUCGUAGCCCGUUUUCUCUUCACGAAGUCCAUUCUCACCGGCCUUCGACGCCUCGCAGCCCACCAGCAGAACGAGCGCACAUGGAUCCCAUCGCUUCACAUGCACCAUUUGGCAUGUGCCCUCAUGUAUCGUCUGGAGGCCGAACACGAAGAGCUCAAGAAGCAGGUUGAGUCUGAACGGCUGGAGCUCCUGAAGGUGCGCUCCAACCUGGAGAUGGAGUGCGAGCGUCGGUUAGAAGAGGUGCGGGCGCUUGCAGACUCGGUCCAGGAGGGUCGGCAGCGUGCUAUAGUUGCCGAAGAGGCAGCUAACCAGCGCGCCAAAGAAGCUGGCUUCCAGGUCCAAGUGCUGCAGGAUCGCCUACGUGAGGCAGAGGUAACCUUAGAGCGUGAGCGCCAGCAGUUCCGCGCAGCGCAAGAAGCGCAAGCUGCGGCAGGUGCUGAUCUCCGCCAACUGGAGGAGAACUCUCGCGCGGUGCUUGCAGACUGCCGCGCUUUACAGCAGAAGGUUCGUGAGCUGGAGCUGGAACGAGCGGCUUUCCUCGAAGUCCAAGCGAAGUCCGAGGAAGAGCGCAAGGCCAUGAUGGGUCGCAUUAGCCAGUUCGAGGAUGAAAAGUCGCGAGACAUUGAGUCGGUGCUGCAGCAUCACCGCGAGCAGUGGCGGGAGGCCGCCAACAGGGAAUCGGAGCAGAUGAGGGCCUCCCUUGAGGCAACGCAUGGCCGCAACCUGAAGGAUCUGGAGAGGCAGGCACAAGCCAGGGCGGCCGAACCGCACCCGACGCUGCUCAAGGAGCUGGAAGACUUGAGAGCAGAACGCCUGAGGCUUCAGGCCGACCGUGACUCAGAGCAGCGGGCGCGAGUGGAGGUGGAACAGAGGCAUGCUGCAGCAGUCAAAGAUGCCGCCAUGCUAAGAGAAGAUCAGCAGCGACUGCAGGCCGCUCAUGCAGCGGAAGAGCGUGCCAAGGAGGAUGUCGCGGCGAAGCACAACGCCGUGUUGGCGGACAUGGAAAGGAUCAAGGGAGACAAGCUGGAGUUGGAGAAGGACCAAGCUGCCGAGAAGCAAGCCAGAUUGCUUGCAGAGCAGAAGCACGCUGCAGCCCUUGAGGACGCACAGCGCUUGAAGGCCGACCAAGAAAAGUUGCAAGCAGACAAGCUGGCUGAGCAACAAGCACGCACGGAGGCAGAGCGCAGGCACCAGUCUGUCCUAAAGGAUAUGGAGCAGGUUCGUGCAGACCACCAGCGCGUCACCCAAGAGAAGGAAGAGGAAGCUCGUCUGCGCGCAGAGGCAGAGAUGAGGCACGCGGCCGUUGCCAAAGACAUGCAGAAGCUCCAGGAAGACCACUCGAGGCUGAAAUCCGACAAGGAUGCAGAAGAGAAAGCCAAACUGGAGGUGCAGCGACUCCAUCAGGAGGUGCUGCGAGAGAAGGCGUCUGGACACGGUCAUUUGCAGGAGCUCUUGGAGGCCGAGAGACGAGCCAAGGAAGAGAUGCAGCAGCGCCAUGCAGCGGUGGAAGGCGACAAGCAGAAGAUGGUUCAAGAUCAGGCCAAGAUGCAGGCAGACCAGGCCCGCGAAGCUCAGCUAAGAGCGCAGGCUGAACAAAAGCACGAAGAGCUCGCACGAGAUUUGCAGAAGUUACGUGAAGAUCAACAGCGUCUGCAGUCCGAUAAGGAUGCCGAAAGCCAGGCCAAAGCUGAGGCCGAGCGGCGACAUGCUGCAGUUCUGCAGGAUAUGCAGAAGCUGACGGCAGACAAGCAGAAACUGGAGGCAGAUCAUGCUGCUGAGAGACAGGCGCGGCAAGAGGCGGAGAAGAAACAUGUGGAAGUUCUGCAAGACCGAGAGAAGAUGUCUUCGGACAUGCACUCCCUUCAGCGAGACAAGGAUGCGGAGACUGCAGCCAAAGAGGAGUACGCAAGAAAACACGAGGCCGCCUUGAAGCAGCUGGACCUCGUGAAGGCUGACCAGGCCAAGCUGCGCUUGGACAAGGAGUCUGAAGCUCGCGCCAGAGCAGACCUGGAAGCAAAGCAUCAGGCUGUCCUGCGCGACAAGGAAGAGAUUCAGGCACAGCAUCUGAAAGUUCAGCAGGACAGGGACAGGCUGGAAGCGCUCCAUGGCAAUGUCUCGCGCGACCACGAAGAGGCCCACUCAAAGUUGAGAGCUGCCCACGAGGCCGAACUGAAGCAUACCAAGGACUCGCACCUGCAGCUCAAGGCGGAAUGGGAAGGACGACACCAGGACUUGUUGCAGGAGCUUGAGAAGCUCCGUGCCGAGCACCGAAAGCUGCAGCAGGAACGGGAUGACGAGCGACGAGGGCGAGAGCGUGUUCACAGCGACCACCAAACCGCCCUUCGCGACGCAGAGUCAACGAAGAUCCAGCUGGAUGGCCUCAAGGCGCGCAAUGCAGGCGACCGAGCCUCGCUAGACGAGGCAAACAGCAGGCUUCGCACACUUCAAGCGGAGCGGGAUACCUUGGCGGCAGAUGUCACCACGCUCAAGGAGGCGGAGGUAAAGCUUCUGCAGAAGAAGUUAGAAGAGCGGGACCAGGAGGCUCGGCAAUCCGAAGAUAAGCGGCGACUGCAGGAAGAGAAGUUGUCAUCGCUGCUGUCGCAGCUGGCUGCUGAGAAGAAGGAUGCCGAGGAGUUGAAGCAAACACUUGAGCAGGAAAUUCAGAACACUUCGAGCGACUGGUCGGAAGCCCGGUGGGAGCACAGAGGCAUGCGUAGGAAGGAGGAUGGGCGAAUGUAUUCCGAAGAGCAUGCCCAGGCUGUCUCUGCCCUGCGUCAAACGCUAGGGGAUGUCGUGCAACAAGGCACCACUGGUCUCGCUGUAGAGACCGAAUUGAAGGCCGCCACAGCAUCCAUAGCCAAAACGAAAAGUGAUGCUGAAAUGCGGGCGCAUCGGAUGUCCCUCUGGGCAGAGCUCUUGUCUCAGAGGGAUCCUGGACCUUGUGAAGACCUGGAAGACAACAUUUCGAGCGCCACGGAGGUCCACAUCAGUUCCAUCAACGCUCAGCUGGAGGGGGCUGCUAUUGCCGAGAGCAAGGGCCUGCCCCUUCGGCGUGGGCUUACCGACUACGAGAAAAGGACGGAGAUUGAAUCUGAGCGCCACACUGAACUUCUCAGACUGGAUGCACGGCUCCAUGACUUGAGGGCCCUGCAGGAAGAGGUUGCGUUGGAGCACAGCCUGUCAGAGUCCGACCAGCAGAAGAUCAAAGAGUACCUGCAGCGGGACAUGAAGCGUUGUGAAGAGGAGCUGGAGAUACUGAAGCCGACAUCAGCUCUUGCAUCAGUCCCCGACCAGCUCAUCGAGGUCCUUCAAGCCAUGGCACAGGACGACAUGCCAGAACGGUUCGAGCACGGCUACUCGCCGAUGCAUUGGGCAGCUCAUCGCGGUCGUCGAGACCUUGUGGAAUUCCUCCGUCGACUGGUGGACAACGGCCACAGCCUCUUGUCAUCCCGAGAUGACCAAGGUCGCACACCGCUCUUCUACGCAGAGCGCGCGGGACGUACGGGCUUAGCCUACCACCUGCGCCGGGUGGGAGGCGAAGCAGAUCCCUUCAGGCCGGCUUCUGAGCGGCCGCAGGUUGAUUCCCUGCCUCCGGCAUACCAGCAGGUCCUGCGGCAAGUCGAGACGAGGGGAUGGCAUUCCAUGAAGUGGAAGGAGGACUACACCAUGCUGCACUGGGCUUCGAGCAAAGGCCACAAGGAUCUCGCAAUGUACCUGAUUAGUCUCAAUGCCAACCCGAACGACCUUGACAGCAAGGGCCGCACGCCGGCCGCCUGCGCCACGGAAGCCGGUCACAUGGACCUGGUGGCUGCUCUGCAGGCCCAGGCAAGCCGCGUGCGUCGUGCUUUCCUGUCUCCUGUGUCGUCAGGGGAUCGACAACAUCUUCUCGUCUUCGCCGUUAUCGCGGUCGUCGGGUCGGGUUUCGUUGAGUUUCACCAUCAUGGCCGUCGUCGUUGCAGCUGUCGUCGUGAGUAUGAGUGUGGCCACGGGGGCUGGCGUGCCUGUUGGUGUGUGGUGGCGGUGGAGGUGGUGCUUGGGGUGGUGGUGGUGGUGGUGGUCUUGGUGGUAGUGGCGGUGGCAUUGGUGGUAUCGUUUUGUUUGCCCCUGCAGAAGACGAGGUCCUAG
Symbiodinium sp. CCMP2456 is the source of this 5730-nucleotide messenger RNA. NCBI's taxonomy places the organism in Eukaryota, Dinophyceae, Suessiales, Symbiodiniaceae. The record is from the annotation of a GenBank genome assembly.